Molecule: messenger RNA, 1945 nt
Organism: Oncorhynchus keta (chum salmon)
Lineage: Eukaryota; Metazoa; Chordata; Actinopteri; Salmoniformes; Salmonidae
Product: collagen alpha-1(VI) chain-like
Exons: 4
Coding region: 1-1005 (334 amino acids)
Source: RefSeq, a predicted model, not a curated record
AUGAUUAAGGGUUAUAGUGGUUGUAGUGGUAAUCAGGGUUAUAGUGGUUAUAGGGGUAAUAAGGGUUAUAGUGGUUAUAGGGGUAAUAAGGGUUAUAGUGGUUAUAGGGGUAAUAAGGGUUAUAGUGGUUAUAGGGGUAAUAAGGGUUAUAGUGGUUAUAGGGGUAAUAAGGGUUAUAGUGGUUAUAGGGGUAAUAAGGGUUAUAGUGGUAAUAAGGGUUAUAGUGGUUAUAGUGGUUAUAGUGGUAAUAAGGGUUAUAGUGGUUAUAGGGGUUAUAGUGGUAAUAAGGGUUAUAGUGGUAAUAAGGGUUAUAGUGGUUAUAGUGGUUAUAAGGGUUAUAGUGGUAAUAAGGGUUGUAGUGGUUAUAAGGGUUAUAGUGAUUAUAAGGGUUAUAGUGAUUAUAAGGGUUAUAGUUGUUGUGGUUAUAAGGGUUAUAAUGGUAAUAUUCAUUAUAGUGAUUAUAAGGGUUAUAGUGGUUAUAAGGGUUGUAGUGGUUAUAAGGGUUAUAGUGGUUAUAAGGGUUAUAGGGGUUAUAGUGGUAAUAAGGGUUAUGGUGGUAAUAAGGGUUGUAGUGGUUAUAAGGGUUGUAGUGGUUAUAAGGGUUAUAGUGGUUAUAAGGGUUAUAGGGGUUAUAGUGGUAAUAAGGGUUAUAGUGGUUAUAAGGGUUAUAGUGGUUAUAAGGGUUAUAGUGGUUAUAAGGGUUAUAGGGGUUAUAGUGGUAAUAAGGGUUGUAGUGGUAAUAAGGGUUGUAGUGGUUAUAAGGGUUAUAGUGGUUAUAAGGGUUAUAGGGGUUAUAGUGGUUAUAAGGGUUAUAGUGGUAAUAAGGGUUAUGGUGGUUAUAGUGGUAAUAAGGGUUAUAGGGGUUAUAGUGGUAAUAAGGGUUAUAGUGGUAAUAAGGGUUAUAGUGGUAAUAAGGGUUAUAGUGGUUAUAAGGGUUAUAGUGGUAAUAGUGGUUAUAAGGGUUAUAGUGGUAAUAAGGGAACUGGAACUGAAAUAAUGAUUUGAAUGAACUGAGAAACUUAUCCUUAUUUUAGAUUUGUGUUUUCUCUUUAAAAACGAAACAUACAAACAUAGUAUGGCAUAUGUGGUGGUAAUAAGGGAAAUACCGGUAAUGAUGGUAAUAGUGGUUAUAAGGGUUAUAGUGGUAAUAAGGGUUAUAGUGGUAAUAAGGGUUAUAGUGGUAAUAAGGGAAAUACCGGUAAUGAGGGUUAUAGUGGUAAUAGUGGUUAUAAGGGUUAUAGUGGUAAUAAGGGUUAUAGUGGUUAUAGGGGUUAUAGUGGUAAUAGUGGUUAUAAGGGUUAUAGUGGUAAUAAUUGUUAUAGUGGUAAUAAUUGUUAUAGUGGUAAUAAGGGAAAUACCGGUAAUGAGGGUUAUAAUGGUAAUAGUGGUUAUAAUGGUCCCCAACCCUCUGAUAAGUGUAUCUACCCAAUUCUUCUAUAUCUAUAUAUCUAUAGUGUCUUCUCUUCCCUCUCUGCCCAUCUCUUCUAUGUCUAUAUAUCUAUAGUCUCUUCUCUUCCCUCUCUGUCCAUCUCUUCUAUGUCUAUAUAUCUAGUCUCUUCUCUUCCCUCUCUACCCAUCUCUUCUAUGUCUAUAUAUAUCUAUAGUCUAUACUCUUCCCUCUCUGCCCAUCUCUUCUAUGUCUAUAUAUCUAUAGUCUCUUCUCUUCCCUCGCUGUCCAUCUCUUCUAUGUCUAUAUAUCUAUAGUCUCUUCUCUUCCCUCUCUGUCCAUCUCUUCUAUGUCCAUAUAUCUAGUCUCUUCUCUUCCCUCUCUACCCAUCUCUUCUAUGUCUAUAUAUAUCUAUAGUCUAUACUCUUCCCUCUCUGUCCAUCUCUUCUAUGUCUACAUAUAUCUAUAGUCUAUACUCUUCUCUGUUUAUAUCAAAUAUAAAAAGUAUGUAAGGGGACAGAAUUCUAUUUUAAUAAAUAAAAUACAGUUUAAUUCCUU